AUCACUUCCGGAGCAGAUGCCCAGGUCACAGGAAGUUACCAGUGACAGGAGGCGUGACGUCACAACGCUCGUUACCGCUCCGUAGGUGUACGUAAAGUAAUAGGUAAUCAUGCCACGGAUAGACAAUGAUAUCAAACUUGAUUUUAAAGAUGUUUUGCUUAGACCAAAGAGAAGCACUUUGAAGUCUCGCGGUGAGGUGGAACUUUCUCGUUCUUUUACAUUCAGGAAUUCUGGUCAGAGUUAUCAAGGAAUUCCAAUAAUUGCUGCCAAUAUGGACACAGUGGGCACCUUUGAGAUGGCAAGAGCCCUCUGCAAGUUUUCUGUCUUCACAGCGAUACAUAAACACUAUUCAGUUGAAGAGUGGAAGGAAUUUGCUGCCACAUCCCCAGAAUGUCUUGAUAAUGUGGCAAUAAGCUCUGGUACAGGCCAAUCUGACUUUCAGCAACUAGAGAAAGUAUUAAUGGCUGUCCCUCAGAUCCGUUACAUCUGCCUUGAUGUAGCUAAUGGAUAUUCGGAACAGUUUGUCCAGCAUGUGAAAGAUGUAAGAGCCAGGUUCCCUAAGCACACAAUCAUGGCUGGGAAUGUUGUAACUGGAGAAAUGGUUGAAGAAUUAAUCCUUUCAGGUGCAGAUAUAAUCAAGGUUGGAAUAGGGCCAGGUUCUGUGUGCACAACCCGGAAGAAGACAGGAGUUGGAUAUCCACAACUGAGUGCUGUGAUUGAGUGUGCAGAUGCAGCACAUGGACUGAACGGCCAUAUUAUAUCGGAUGGGGGUUGUACUUGUCCAGGUGAUGUGGCCAAAGCUUUUGGAGCUGGAGCUGACUUUGUAAUGCUGGGGGGUAUGUUGUCAGGACACACUGAAUGUGGAGGUGAAGUCAUUGAGAAGAAUGGGAAGAAGUAUAAAUUAUUCUAUGGCAUGAGUUCAGAGACAGCCAUGAAGAAGCAUGCUGGUGGUGUGGCAGAAUAUAGAGCUUCUGAGGGAAAAACUGUGGAGGUCCCUUUCAGAGGUAAUGUGGAAGAUACAAUUAAAGAUGUACUUGGAGGAAUUCGAUCUACCUGCACCUAUGUAGGAGCUGCCAAGCUAAAGGAGCUAAGCAGAAGAACAACUUUCAUCAGAGUAACUCAACAACUUAACCCCAUAUUUAGCAACCCAUGAUUCUAAUCUCUUUACUAAUUAACAGUUAAAACUGUAGACACUGUUGCAGACCUUUUUUAUUUCAUUGUAUGGAUUUUAUUUAAUAAUACAUGUUGACAAUUGGUUUAGUUGAAAAAUUUGGAACAGAUUGUCUUUUGUAGCUUUAAUAUCUUAAAAUAUAAAACAAGCUUCUAUGCUCAUUUCAAUAAACAUGUUCUCUGACAGGUCAGUCUGCAGAUCCUGACUCUCCUAUCUAAUAAUUCAUCUAAGCAUCUUUCAACCAAAUAAACUUAAAGGGGUACUUAAGAAAAAAAAAA
Messenger RNA from Hyla sarda, 1449 nucleotides. RefSeq names its product guanosine monophosphate reductase 2 (gene GMPR2). Lineage: Eukaryota; Metazoa; Chordata; Amphibia; Anura; Hylidae. Gene Ontology annotation, cellular component: GMP reductase complex. Bases 110 to 1153 code for a protein of 347 amino acids. The record is from RefSeq and is a predicted model, not a curated record. Gene Ontology annotation, biological process: nucleotide metabolic process. Gene Ontology annotation, molecular function: GMP reductase activity. The transcript is spliced from 10 exons.